AAGUUAACAUAUGCGUACUGAUCAGUCAUGGCAGAGAAUAAGUAUGUGGUUGUGCUAGCUCCAAAUGGUCGAAGACAAACUGUGAAAGUUACACCAAAUACGACUAUUUUGCAGGUGCUGGAAGAAGUGUGUAGGAAACAGGGUUUAAAUCAGGAAGAAUAUGAUAUUAAGCAUCAUAACCAUGUUCUCGACACAACUUCCAUUAUACGGUUUUCUGGGCUGCCGAACAAUGCACAGCUUGAGAUGGUAGCAGCACAGAAAAUGCGAGAGGAAACUGCUGUUGUUGUAGGUCUACAGUUGGAAUCAGGUGAUCGACUCUUGGGCGAUUUUCUUCCAACAGAAUCAUUAUGGAAUGUGAUAAAAAAGUUAUGCCCCAGUGAGGCUGAUCUUGACUCACAUCCGGUCAUUAUUUAUAUGCGCAGAGAAGUAUCUGGGGUGAAGGCUCUUGAAGGGACAACUCUUCGUAGUCUUGGGCUCACUGGUGGUAGAGCCAUGCUUAGGUUUGUUCAUCGUACACCCGAAGAACUGCAUCAUCAGGCUAAUGUUUCUGGGCCUCUGCCUAAAAAAUCUGUUUCAAACGUUCCACAAGAACAUGAACCAGAAUCAAAUGACCCUCCAGAACACGCUUCCAGUAGAAAGUCCUCUCUGCUGGAUCCAGGCCACAGUUCAGUGGCAGGAAGUGAUCUGCUUCAAUCUUCUACAUUUGCCUGUAUUCCUGUACUCCCAUCAUCAGGUGCAAGUGGAAGUGCAGUAGAUAUACAUGGCAAUGGAAAUCAAAACCCAAACUCUAGUACAGCAGUACCGACAGGCAGCAUAUCUUCUCCACUUUCUGUAAGCAAAGUCUCGGCACAGCAGAAAGAAGGAAUGGACAUUGACUCACUUGAAAGUGUUUCUGUAGAAAGGAAUGAGUUAGCAGCAGGAAGUUCUAAGGCCACUAUUGCUCCACUGCCAGAAUGCAAAGAAUCUAAUGAAGAAGUAAUACUGCUUGGGGAAAGGAAUGCCAUUGCUUUCAGUCUUGAGAUGGCUCAUGCUGUACCUUUUGAAGAUCUGCCUGAUGAUUUCUUUGAACUGACACUGGAAGAUGCACGAGCCAUUUACAGAGACCUAAAAAGGAGGAGAGAUGAGAUGGAAGAGGCACCUUUUGUUACAAAUGCACAGAGGAGUCUAGAAGAAUCUAAACGAGUGUUGUCACAAUUGAACCAAUAUCGUCAAACUGUAAUCCGAAUCCAUUUUCCUGACCGCACAGUUCUUCAGGGGACUUUUUUCCCCCUUGAAACUAUUAAAGCAGUCAUGAACUUCAUUCGAGGCCAUCUGGAAAACCCAGAUAUUGAAUUCCACCUCUAUACCACUCCUCCAAAAAAUAUUUUAACACCUGAAAUGAGGCUCAUUGAGGCUGGAUGCGUACCAAAUACUAUUGUACAUUUUGGAACGAAGAACCAUGCAAGUUUUGACAGUAAAACGUACCUACGAGAAGCAAUACUUACUCAGUUUACUUCUCCCAGUGCUGCCACACUUGCAGCUUGUCAAUCCAGGGCAAUCGAGCCAGGAGUGCCUGCAGCUAGUUUCUCUACCCCAGCACAUCUCAGUCAGUCUGGAAGUAUUUCACAUCUGGAAGGGAAGACAUCAGAAGUUGAACAACCAAUGAAUAUAGACAGUGGACCUAGUUCAUCUAUCCAGGUUCCACAGAGAGAAAAUGGAGCUCCCAGUAAUAAGAUUCCAAAGUGGUUUAAAUCCACCAAAUAAUUCAGAGAAAAGAACAAAAGUAGCAUAUCAGUGCUCUUUUGUUACAAAAUGUGAUUAUGGGAAAUUGAUCUGUAAAAUAAGUAAAAAUAUGGUGCUGUGAGAACCAUUACUUCAUUGAUUAGACACCAUCAGGUGUCAGAUAUUUUGUUUUUGUAUUAUUAAAGAAGCAUGUAUUGUAAUUACAUUACUUUGGUCAAAAAAUAAAACUUAUCAAUUCACUCAAAGUUUUAUAUGCAAUUUUUUAAACUGUAAAUGUAUUUUUGUUAUACUUAUAUCAUGAAAGGAAAGAAAUAUGCUUCAGCCAUGUGUAUAAGUAGGAAGGUAUCUUUGUGCCUAAUAAAAAGGUUUGCAAUAUUUAUUCAGA
Messenger RNA from Cryptotermes secundus, 2107 nucleotides. RefSeq names its product tether containing UBX domain for GLUT4. The record is from RefSeq and is a predicted model, not a curated record. Bases 28 to 1743 code for a protein of 571 amino acids. The transcript has 9 exons. Gene Ontology annotation, molecular function: protein binding. Gene Ontology annotation, biological process: signal transduction. Lineage: Eukaryota; Metazoa; Arthropoda; Insecta; Blattodea; Kalotermitidae.